AUGGACCCAUACAUGAUUCAGUUGCACGACCAUGGCAACCUCCCCUCAGUGCUGGAUGUGCAUGUCAACAUCCCUGGGAGAAGCUCUGUGCCGGGAAAAAUGAAAGGCAGGAAGGCCAGAUGGUCUGUGAGGCCCUCGGACAUGUCCAACAAAACUUUCAAUCCCAUCCGGGCCAUUGUGGACAGCAUGAAGGUGAAGCCAAAUCCAAACAAGACCAUGAUUGCUCUGUCAAUUGGGGACCCUACUGUGUUUGGAAACCUGCCUACAGAUCCUGAAGUUACCCAAGCAAUAAAAGAUGCCCUUGACUCGGGGAAGUAUAACGGCUAUGCCCCCUCCACUGGCUACUUAUCGAGUCGGGAGGAGGUUGCUUCUUAUUACCGCUGUCCCGAGGCACCCCUGGAAGCUAAGGAUGUCAUUCUAACAAGUGGCUGCAGUCAGGCUAUUGAACUUUGUUUAGCUGUGCUGGCCAACCCAGGGCAAAACAUCCUAGUUCCCAGACCUGGCUUCUCUCUCUACAGGACUCUGGCUGAAUCUAUGGGAAUCGAGGUCAAACCCUACAAUUUAUUGCCAGAGAAGUUUUGGGAAAUUGACCUGAAACAACUGGAAUCUCUGAUUGAUGAAAAGACAGCUUGUCUCGUUGUCAAUAAUCCAUCAAACCCUUGUGGGUCAGUGUUCAGUAGAAGUCAUCUCCAGAAAAUUUUGGCAGUGGCUGCAAGGCAGUGUGUCCCCAUCUUAGCUGAUGAGAUCUAUGGAGACAUGGUGUUUUCAGAUUCCAAAUUUGAACCUCUAGCCACCCUCAGCAGCAACGUCCCCAUCCUGUCCUGUGGAGGGCUGGCCAAGCGCUGGCUGGUUCCUGGCUGGAGGAUGGGCUGGAUCCUCAUCCAUGACCGAAGAGAUAUUUUUGGCAAUGAGAUCCGAGAUGGGCUGGUGAAGCUGAGUCAGCGGAUCCUGGGACCCUGCACCCUUGUCCAGGGAGCUCUGAAAAGUAUCCUGCAUCGCACCCCUCAAGAGUUCUACCACAACACUCUAAGCUUCCUCAAGUCCAAUGCGGAUCUCUGCUAUGGGGCAUUGGCUGCCAUCCCUGGACUCCGGCCCAUCCGCCCUUCUGGGGCUAUGUACCUCAUGGUUGGAAUUGAGAUGGAACAUUUCCCAGAAUUUGAGAAUGAUGUGGAAUUCACUGAGCAGUUAUUUGCUGAGCAAUCCGUCCACUGCCUCCCGGCAACAUGCUUCGAGUACCCAAAUUUCUUCCGAGUGGUCAUCACAAUCCCCGAAGUGAUGAUGCUGGAGGCCUGCAGCCGGAUCCAGGAGUUCUGUGAGCAGCACCACCAUUGUGCUGAAGGGAGCCAGGAGGAGUGUGACAAAUAG
Eubalaena glacialis (North Atlantic right whale) is the source of this 1365-nucleotide messenger RNA. RefSeq names its product tyrosine aminotransferase (gene TAT). Gene Ontology annotation, biological process: aromatic amino acid catabolic process; biosynthetic process. Bases 1 to 1365 code for a protein of 454 amino acids. The record is from RefSeq and is a predicted model, not a curated record. The transcript has 11 exons. Gene Ontology annotation, molecular function: L-tyrosine:2-oxoglutarate transaminase activity; pyridoxal phosphate binding. NCBI's taxonomy places the organism in Eukaryota, Metazoa, Chordata, Mammalia, Artiodactyla, Balaenidae.